Molecule: messenger RNA, 2669 nt
Organism: Athalia rosae (coleseed sawfly)
Lineage: Eukaryota; Metazoa; Arthropoda; Insecta; Hymenoptera; Athaliidae
Gene: Wnt10
Product: protein Wnt-10a-like
Exons: 4
Coding region: 1421-2602 (393 amino acids)
Biological process (GO): canonical Wnt signaling pathway; multicellular organism development; neuron differentiation
Cellular component (GO): extracellular region
Molecular function (GO): cytokine activity; frizzled binding
Source: RefSeq, a predicted model, not a curated record
ACUGCGCGAGUCCAUCAUAGACACACCGACAGAGACUUGACAGCUCCGUGUUAUAACAGAAAAUCAGCUUCCCUCAAUACGCAUUUGCCAAACCUAGCAGCCGCCACGUUUUCCUCCUCGUUCGUCCUACUUGUCGUCGUCGUCGUCGUCUCAUCCAUUCAAAUUUCCAUCCCACCAACCCGACCGACCAAACCAUCCAUCCAUCCAUCCAGCCAUCCAUCCAUCCAUCCAUCCAUCCAGCCAUCCGUUCGUGAAGCCAACCAACCGACAACCCAGUCAACCAACAAACCAUUCAUUCACUCUCUAUCUAUGACCCAGACGGGAAGUUUGUCCUUAGCCACUAUCCAAUAUACUCACGAACAGACUAUUUGCGCUCAACCGUCCACCGUCGUGCGUGGACCGAAAUUUUACAAUUUUCAUACCUUAUUCGAGAACGAACCGCCUAGCCGUAAACGUAACGCGAAAACAACUCCGAUGAAAAAGGAACUAUAAGUAAAAAGCGAACGAAAAAAGAAAAAUAAUCUUACGAGGGUGGAAAAUUUUUUUACCCCCUUUAUCUCGAAUGUUAAACCGGUGAGAUUAUUCAUCGCAAUUCGUCAAUCGGUACAUCGUAGUUUGUCUCAUUUGUUUUCUUAGCGAAAAGGAAAUGAAUGUCCACGGUUCGUGUUUUGCACCGAUUAUGGCAAAUUGUGAAACCCGUCGAAGUGAUUGAAACAAGUGAACAUAAAACCGAAUAUUUGACAAUUUCAAAUACCCCGAGGAGAUGUAAAACUAAGAAGAAUCCAUCGAAGGACGAAACGUAAUCAGUGAAUCUCGAAUCAGUUGAAGCUUCGAUACAAUGACGGCAAUAAAAACGUGGGUGGAUUGUGCGUAAUUGAGUGGCGAAAAAACAAGUAACGAACAAUAAUAUAUAUUACCUCAUUUUUGUUGUUGUUUUUUUCGUUUUAUAUCCGUGCCGUGGCGCGGAUAAUAAUAAAACUCGGUAUAGAGGCUACCGCUACUCCUCUCGCGGGGUCUUUCAAGUCCCUUCGGAUGCACCGAGAUUGCAUCGCCCAGCAUCCAGUGAAUCAGUGACGAGCUCUUGAGGGCUGUCAAAGCUACGCCGGUCCCCGAGGCUAGUCCUUGACGCGUGCCACGUGCUGAUCAGAGAAGCCGCUCCGCGACCCGGAAGGGUUGAUUCCCGGCGAAGAGACAGGAGAGGAGAGAUAGAGAAAGAGAAAAGAGAGAAGAGAGCGAGAGGUGAGAAGCUAAAUAGAAAGAGAGCAGCGAAGCCGAAGACAAAAAAAGAAAAGAGAGGCGGUUAUAUACGUCAUCUCGUUAAAGUGCGGAACGUAUCGAGUGCAACCAGCAGCGGCAGGAACAGAAGGUGGCCGCAAGAAGUAUUGCAAAAUUUUUGAUGACAUACUGAGGAGAUGACAGGAUGCCUACGCCUCCACGACGAUGUCUACCGAAAGGAUCAAAUACCUAUAUAUUUGCCAGAUUUUAUAAGCUGGUGUUCGUCAACCUGGCGAUAUUUUUAUCGAAUUAUAGAGCGGCCUGCCUCAUGAGCAAUUCAGUCGACGAUUGGGCAGGUGGAAACGCAAUUGUCUGCAAUGGUAUUCCUGGACUGACAAAAGAACAACGUGAAUUAUGUAACAGAAACAGUGACGUAACGGUAGCGGCCCUUAAAGGACUUCAAAUAGCAGUUUCGGAAUGUCAACACCAGUUCGCUUGGCACAGAUGGAAUUGUUCAUCCCUUACGACGAACAGCAGGAAUCAACAGAGCAGCAUACUUCUGCAAAGAGGUUACAGAGAAACAGCUUUUGCCUACGCAAUAUCGGCGGCAGGUGUUGCUCACAGCGUGGCCAGAGCUUGCAGCAUGGGUCGUCUGGUAUCUUGCGGAUGUGAUCCUUCGAGUUACAAAGGUCGACCUCCGGCGAAAGCUCGCGGCGCUCAAUGGAAGUGGGGUGGUUGCUCCCACAAUCUUGACUACGGGAUAGAAUUUUCUAAACAAUUUUUAGACUCGCGCGAAAAGGCCGGCGAUAUCCAGUCGACCGUGAACUUGCACAACAACCAAGCUGGACGUUUGGCGUUAGCGAGCAACAUGCAGGUUCGCUGCAAGUGCCACGGUAUGUCUGGUUCCUGCGAGUUGAAAACCUGUUGGAAGGCCGUACCGGAUUUUCGAAUAAUCGGUAAAACGUUGAAAGAUCGUUUCCGAAGCGCGAUAUUGGUAGCCCAAAGUAAUUUGGGAAACGUAACGCCCCUGAAUAGAGUAAGAGGUUCUCGUAGACGGAGACCGGAACACAGACAGAGGCAGAAAAAGCAUCACAGAGGUGGCGGUAGAAAACGAAAGCCAAAGGACCUAGCCAAGCAACUAUUCUUCUACCAAAAAUCACCAAAUUUCUGCGAAAGGGAUCAAGCUGCCGAUAUUCCCGGGACAACGGGCAGACGUUGUAACAGAACGAGCGCCGGUGGAGACGGAUGCGCUUCCUUGUGUUGCGGAAGGGGUUACAAUAUCGUCAGACAACGUAGAACUGAAAGAUGUAACUGCAAAUUCCAUUGGUGUUGUUUCGUCCAAUGUCAGAAUUGCACCGUCGAAGAAUGGGUAACCGUGUGCAAGUGAGAUUUGAAAACUAACGAUAAGACGAGAAGAUGAAAAAAAAAAGAUCAUUCUGUCGGUAUCAUCAUCG